Centruroides sculpturatus (bark scorpion) is the source of this 1491-nucleotide messenger RNA. RefSeq names its product EEF1A lysine methyltransferase 2-like. The record is from RefSeq and is a predicted model, not a curated record. Gene Ontology annotation, cellular component: cytoplasm. The coding region runs from base 16 to 678 and encodes 220 amino acids. Lineage: Eukaryota; Metazoa; Arthropoda; Arachnida; Scorpiones; Buthidae. Gene Ontology annotation, molecular function: protein-lysine N-methyltransferase activity. Gene Ontology annotation, biological process: peptidyl-lysine monomethylation; peptidyl-lysine dimethylation. The transcript has 7 exons.
ACACGUGUUUAUCGAAUGAGUCAUAAAAUAACAUCACUGGAACAUGGAGGAAAGAUGGAAGAACUGAAUCCUUCUCUGCUUGGUUCUAGGGAUUAUUGGAAAGAAUGUUAUCAACAGGAACUAGAAAACUUCCAAAAUAAUGGAGAUAUUGGAGAAGUAUGGUUUGGCGAACGAAGUGUAAUAAAUGUUGUUCGAUGGUUAUCGAAUUCAAAUACUUUCUCUAGAUCCGAUCCCAUUCUUGAUAUUGGAUGUGGAAAUGGUUUGAUAUUGAUUGAAUUAGCAAAAGAAGGAUUUACAAAUUUAUCAGGGAUAGAUUAUGUAGAAGAAGCAAUUCAUCUAGCAAGGGCAGUAUCUGCUCAGGAAGGUGUGAAAAUUUCUUAUGAUGUAGGUGACAUUUUGCAAGAAACUCAAAAUGAAAUUAUGCAGAAUGAAUAUAAAGUCAUUUUAGAUAAAGGAACAUAUGAUACAAUUAGCUUAAGUCCAAAUAAUGCCAAAGAAAAUAGACUUAAAUAUAUUAGAAAUGUAUAUCAGCUUUUGGAACCAGAAGGAUAUUUUAUAUUGACAUCAUGCAACUGGACUAAGGAAGAAAUUUUAAGCCAGUUUACAGGUAAUAAUAAAUUUUUUACUUGUUGUCAACUAUAUUUUAAUUCACUUUCAGAAGAAAUAAAGAUAAACUAAAUAAAGAUACAUUAUUGUGUAUCUUUAAAUCCAAUUUAGACUUCUUUUUUUAGGAACAAAAACUAUUAUUCUGAGAAAAAUCCAUCUUUAGUUGACUCUCAGUGAUGAUUGUGUAGUCCAAAAUUGCUUGGACUAAGAUUAAAAGUUAACUCCAUAGAUAAACAUUAACAUUAAGGUUUAGGCAUACUCAUGAAAACAAAGGAGUCAUGAAAUGCUUUAAAAUUGAUAAGAGUUUUCAGAACUUCUGUGUUUCACAUUCAGAUCUACUUGAAAAUUCAACAAAUAAACAAUUUGAAUUAGUGCAGCAGACAUUCUAUAGUGAUUUAAAUCAAAAUGUUCAUUUUUGAAUAUCUGUCUUUUGAAUUUUCAAAUGGAUCUGUAAUUUUUAAUUACUAUAAAAUAAAUAAAUAAUUAAUUACUUUGACUCAAACACCUUAUGCUUUCAAGAAGUAAUAUUUAUUAUUCUACAAACGUUUUCUACCUGCUCCACAGGUCAUCAUCAGGUAUUUUUGAAACUCUUGGAAUGUUCUUUGCAUUGGUUCCAGGACCAAACAUUUAUGCAAAACAAAAUUCAAAUUUCUGUAUCUGUUUAAAUACAAAAAUAUAAAUGAUAAAUAGAACUAAUUUCAAUACAUGGAUUCAAGUAAAGUAAAUAAGAUAAAAUAAAACAAAUAAAUAAAGUAAAUAACAUAAAAUACAAUAAAAAUAUAUAUCCGUACAAUAAACAUAAUUAUAUGGAUUGAGUGCAUGCUGUAUAACCGAUUAUACCGGAUAUAGAAAUUUGAAUUUUGUUUCGCAUAAAUGUUUGAACCU